Symbiodinium sp. CCMP2456 is the source of this 841-nucleotide messenger RNA. NCBI's taxonomy places the organism in Eukaryota, Dinophyceae, Suessiales, Symbiodiniaceae. The record is from the annotation of a GenBank genome assembly.
GAAGUCGCCGGCGUACAUUAACUACUCGACGACCUUGGUCUACACGCUGAUAUUCUUCCUCAUUGCCUCGGCAGAAGACAGGAAAGCGGGAGGCCCCCUUGGCCCCGACGUCCGCUGCUGGCGCCAGCAGCAACACAUCCUCUGGCUGACGGCGUGCACGACCUUGAGCAACUUUACCUUCCAGUUCUCCGAUCCCUGGGUAGCAGGCGUCACUGCCGAGCUGCUCCUCUACAUGUCCAUUCCUGCGGUCUGGCUUUCCUCGAUCUACGUGCUCCAUGAUAGCUUCACAUUGCGAGAGAGCGCCGGCGUCGUCAUCGUGCUGGUGGCGAUUCUCAUCGGAAUCCUGCCGCGGAUGCUGCAGGAGAGGCACGAAGUUGGAGAUGAGUCGAAUCCUCCAUGGGCGGUAGUCCUCUACGGCCUCAGCGCGGGGCUGCAGGGACUUGCAAUGAUGUUCCAAGAGCGCGCAACCCGCGCUCCCAGCGACCUGCGGCCGGCGACGGCGCUGUUCUGGUACAACCUGUACUGCUGCGUGACGGCCUUGUUCACUAUUCCCAUGGAGGCAGUGCCCUACUUGAAUGGCACCGUGACCGGGCGUUCCCUCAGCGCUGCGUUUCAGAAUCAGGUGCACUCGCUGUGCUGCGCUGCUGGAGCUCCCUACGCGGAAGAUGUGCUGACAGGGUAUUGUAAGGUGGGGGCCUGGCUAUGGCCGCAGGUCUACGCGCUUUCCCAUGCGGGCAUGUUCUAUCUCAAUGCUCGGCUCAUCCAGCGCUUCAAUGCGCUCUGGGUCGGUGUCAUCAACACCCUCGGCGGGCCGCUGUCUGCCAUGGCCUUCGCCUUUCCG